UCGGCCGGUGUCCCCCGCCCCGCUGGGCGCCUCAGCGCGCGGUCUUGGGCUGAGGGCUCCGUGUGGCCGCUCCGGGGUCUGCUGCGGAAGGCCGCGCGGGGAAGCGCAUUGGUGCAAGCAGAUGAGAAGCCCAGGUUACCAUGAACUUUGCUGAUGUAGCCUUAUAUUUCUCAGAGCAAGAAUGGGAGAUCCUGGAGGAGUGGCAGAAGAAAAUGUACCAGCAAGUGAUGAAGGCCAAUUAUGAGACCCUUGAUUUCCUGGGCUGCGCUUCUUCUAAGCCAGAGUUGAUCAUCUGGAUGGAACAAGGGAGAACGCUAUUAAUCAGUGAUCAGAAGUGUUGCAACAAAACAAGGACAGUUAGCCCUUCUGCUGAUGAACUGUUGGACUCGAAGAAAACAGAUAACCAGGGGACUCUCAGGACAAAAGAGCAAGAAAGCCAUUUAAAUGGUCUUCAGAAUCAGGACCUGUGUGCUACCUUAUCAGAAAGGGCCACCUUACAAUCUCCAAGCCUCCAAGAAAAAGAAUUUCCAAAUAAAAUGCUCGAAGUCCCAGAGUCUAAUCAUGACAAGAAAGAUCCAAGGCAUAAGCCUCUGAAUGUCCCACUAGACAUGGAAAUUCCUCCAGGGCCAAGAUUGUAUUCCUGCUUUGUCUGCGGGAAAGCCUUCCAGAUAAAGAACGCCUUGGUAAAGCACAUUGGUAGGCACUCCAGGAACGCUAAAAGAACCUCUCAAAGUCCAGAAUACAAAAACAAAUCCAGAGGGAAAUCGGAACUGGCGUGGACCCGGAUGUUCGGCUGUAAGCAGCGGUUCCAGUGCAGUGAGUGCGAGAAGAGCUUCCACCUGAGGUGCAGCCUCAUCAGUCACCAGCUGGUCCACAGUGGGCAGCGGCCCUUCGCGUGCCCCGAGUGUGGCAAGACCUUCCGCUACAAGGCCAACUUGAAGAAGCACCUGUGUUUGCACAAAGGUGAGCGGCCCUUUCGCUGUGGGGACUGCGGCCAGGGCUUCGUCCAGCAGUGCCAGCUCACGGAGCACCGCCGGCUGCACAGUGGGGAGGGGCCUUUCCCGUGUCCCCAGUGCGGCCGGGGCUUCCGCCUGCGGAGAAGCCUGCAGGCGCACCUUUGCCAGCACGGCGGCCAGAAGCCCUUCGGCUGCCUCGAGUGCGGCAGGGCCUUUGCCCGGAAGGCCGCCCUGCAGGCCCACCAGAGGACGCACGGCGGGGAGAAGCCGUUCUCCUGCGAGGCCUGCGGGAGGAAGUUCGUGCACAAGACCAAGCUCGCCGAGCACGUGCGGGUCCACACGGGCGAGAAGCCCUUCUCGUGCCCCGAGUGCAAGAAGAGCUUCCGCCUGAAGAGGAGCCUGAAAGCCCACGGACUCCAGCACCGGGGGCAGAAGCCCUUCCAGUGUCCCGAGUGCGGCCGGAGCUUCUUCUGGAGGAACGCCAUGAGGGCCCACCAGCGCCUGCACAGCGAGGAGAAGCCCUUCUCCUGCGCCGAGUGCGGCAAGAGGUUCACCCGGCCCUCCAAGCUGGCGCGCCACGCGGGGGUGCACGCCAGGCAGCGGGAGUUCACCUGCGGCCAGUGCAGGAAGACCUUCCCGCUGCGCUCCAGGCUCACGCAGCACCUCAAGAGCCACAGCGCCGAGAAGCCGUUCUCCUGCGCGGACUGUGGCCGCGGCUUCCGCCGCCGCUCGCACCUCAGCGAGCACGCCAGGGUUCACGGUGGACAGGAGCCCUUCCAGUGUCCUGAGUGCGACAAGUGCUUCUUCUGGAAGGCCUCCAUGCGGUUCCACCAGCGCAUACACAGGGACGAGCGGCCCUACGCCUGCAGCCAGUGCAGCAAGACCUACGCUCAGCAGUCCCAGCUCACGGAACACCUGCGGGUCCACAGCGGGGAGAAGCCCUACCAGUGUCCCCAGUGUGACCGGAGUUUCCGUCUGAAAGGAAAUUUGAAGAGCCACCUUCUCCAGCACAGUGGCACGAAGCCAUUCUCGUGCAUGAAGUGUGGCAAAAGCUUCACACAGCAGUACCGGCUCACGGAACACACACGUGUGCACAGCGGGGAGAAGCCCUUCCAGUGUCCCGAGUGUGACAAGAGCUACUGCAUCCGGGGAAGUUUGAAGGUCCAUCUGCACACGCACAGGAGAGAGAAGCCCUUCCGGUGUCCCCAGUGUGGCCAGGGCUUCCUCCAGAGGAGAAGUUUGAAGACCCAUCUGCAUCAUCACAACCAAGAAAGGCCCUUUUCUUGUGAGGAGUGUGGAAGGAGCUUCACGUACAUGGGGGCACUCAACACCCACAUUGCCAUGCACGCCAGGGAAAAGCCCCCCAUUCUCUAGGGCAGACCACACAACCCUUGGUGACAGCUCAGUUGUCUCUAGUUUGGCAGAGCAAAGUUCACAGAUUGGCUAUAGGCACCCUGGCCAGAUGCAUAGUCAGCAGGACCUCAUGGCUUUUGGACAAAAAUUCCAGAUAAUCUAGGCAAAGAGAGAAAGAUUGCCAGUCAUGGCAGAACAGGUCAUGGACAUGGAACCCAGGGCCUGCAUGCUAGGCAAGCACUCUACCACUGAGCUACAUUCCAGUCCUAAGAAACAUGUUAUACCAAUCUGCUACUUCAGCAGCUUCUGUGUCACCCAAGUGGUUUCCUUCAUUUUUAGAAACCAGCUUUUCUGUUGCUGGGCCUCCAUAUUUAAAUUCUCAUUGAAAUGUUCAGUUUUCUCUCUUAGUAAAUUUUCAUUUUCUCUCAAAUGAUUGAGGGGUAUCUGUUUCUUUGGAGGCAUGGGGUUCUCUGUAUUGCUAAAAUAAAUGCCAUUGUUCACCAUCCCGUGUGAGGCUUAUGUUUUACCCCCACUUAUGUAUAACCCACGUUCCAGUGUUCCUUCUGGAGUGAUUUAAAUCAUCCAAAAAUCCAUCAUUGUGAGCAAUAAGCAUUAUUACUAGUCUAACUACUCUGCCUUUUCAACAGUUAUGUUGAUUCUUAAUGAAAUUUGCUUAAUUGUCUCUGAGGUAAAUACCAAAGGAAAAUUUUUGUCAGUCCCUGUGAUCAUUCCAGUUUUUGCUCUGCAGCUUAAUCUUUUACUGUAAGUUAAUUUCCCUAUGCCAUUCUAGCAAACUUUCACAAAUAUAUGGGACUCUCAAAUCUCUUAACAUUAUUCCUAAGAAAACUUACAACUUUCCUUCCUUAGGAAAUCACAAAAUGUGGUUCCUUAAUUAGAAUCAGAAUCAGCCGGGAACGGUAUUACAAGACUCAGUGUCUAACCAAAGAGAAAACCAAUCUGUGGUUGCUACAGCCCUUUGGGUGCAAGCCUCUUGAGCUGAUCGUGACUUUUUGCAAAAAUAAAAAAUACAUUAACUGGGGUUAGGAGUGUUGCUCAUUGGUAGAACCCUUGCCUAGCAUGUGUGAGGCCCUGGGUUCUGUCCCCUCCACAAAAACAAACAAACAAAAACCAUGACAGGGCACAUGUGGACCGGAAUUCAGCAUUCAUUUACCUUUUCAAUGUUCCUUUUGUGAGGUUGGGCCCCACAAAUCCCUGGGGUGAUUGUAGGGCUACCUCUUGGAAAAGGAUUGGCUUCUGAAGCAUUAGCCACAAUUGCAUGAAGGGUUAAAACUCCAAUUGAGCUGGAAUUUUCCUGAUCCUAAAUGUGUAGUUCUCAUUUAACAAUGGGCCUCUCAUUUGUCCCACUUUACAAGUGAUUAGAUCAAACCAGGUCCAAAACAACUUGAUGUCUCCAUGAACUGAGCUCUCAUCACUAAGGACUACAGACAUCUGGCAACUGUCUUUUCAAGAAAUAGAAUCCUUGGCAGCAUAGUGGUUCAUAGGUCACAAAACUAAUUCUAUCAGUUCUACUCAAGCAGAACUAAAGCUGUCACAUUUUCAAAGGUAUAUAUAAGAAGGACAUCCUAUUUGGUUGCUCUGUGGGCUCCAAAGUCCUUUAUUAUCUUGGCAUCGUACAAAUUCUGGUACUUUUUAAGUCAUCCUGAUGAUGAGGCUGAAAUAUGAGUAUGGGCUAUUUUCUCUGUUACUCCAAUAUGCCCAUCAGUUUCUGUGUCUCCUUUCUGGUGGUGAAGGCUUCAGCAACAAAACCAUACUCUUGCAGGUAUAAAACCUGUAAGAAGAUAACCUUGAGUACAUUGGUAUAACUGCUUCUGAAUCACUGGUCAACAUGUGAUUGAUAUGACAAUUAGCUUCACACAUUAUGAUCACCAGAAGAAAACAAGAACUUCUGUAGGAGAACAAUGACAAUGAAUAAAUAAAUUCACAUUCCUGCCAGGUGAAAAAAAUCAGUAGUCAAGACGAAACAGUAUUGAAAAGAACACACUUAUCAGUCAAAAGGGUGUUUUAAAAAAUGCAUUUAUAAGAUUAACAACCACAUACAAUAAAGGGAUGAUAUAGAAGGACUUUCCAAAAAAAAAAAAAAAAAUA
Sciurus carolinensis (gray squirrel) is the source of this 4415-nucleotide messenger RNA. RefSeq names its product zinc finger protein 425 (gene Znf425). Gene Ontology annotation, biological process: regulation of transcription by RNA polymerase II. The transcript is spliced from 4 exons. Gene Ontology annotation, molecular function: RNA polymerase II cis-regulatory region sequence-specific DNA binding; DNA-binding transcription activator activity, RNA polymerase II-specific. The record is from RefSeq and is a predicted model, not a curated record. Gene Ontology annotation, cellular component: nucleus. Bases 141 to 2330 code for a protein of 729 amino acids. Lineage: Eukaryota; Metazoa; Chordata; Mammalia; Rodentia; Sciuridae.